This is a messenger RNA of Aspergillus welwitschiae, 942 nucleotides long. RefSeq lists its product as uncharacterized. Gene Ontology annotation, biological process: retrograde vesicle-mediated transport, Golgi to endoplasmic reticulum. The record is from RefSeq and is a predicted model, not a curated record. Bases 1 to 942 code for a protein of 313 amino acids. Lineage: Eukaryota; Fungi; Ascomycota; Eurotiomycetes; Eurotiales; Aspergillaceae. The transcript is spliced from 2 exons.
AUGUCCUCAGCCGAAGAAUCCCCCGCCCAGCGAGCAGCCCGCCUGCGCCGCGAACGCCGCGAAGCCAAAAUCAAAGGCGAUGGAGCAGCUCGUCUAGACAAGAUUACCAGUUUGAGUGGACGGACACCUGCUAGUCUCCGCGAAGAAACCUCUCCCUCUCCCUCUCCUUCUCCGGCUCCGGCCGCAGCACAAGCUACCACUACAGCACUAAGCCCCAGCCCGAGCCCAAGCCCGGCCCCCGAACCCCGAACCACUCAACCUUCCUUCCCAAGCCAAGCCCCCCAGCAACAGCAAGAACUCGACCCCGAAACGCUCCAAGCGCAGCAGGAGCUCUUCCGCGCCCUACUCCGCCAGUCUGGCCAGCCUGGCGACUCACCCAGCGGAAGCCCAGGACCCCAAGCAGGAGGACCAGGAGGUAUGGGAGGAAUGGGAGGUCUAGGCGGCGAAGCGGACGACCCGACGCUGAAACUUCUCUCGAGCCUAAUGGCCGGGGAUACCAGUGCGCUGGGCGAGGGCUCACUGCCUGGAGGACAAUCGCCCGCGGACUUACUAACGGGGUUGGGAGUUCCGCCAUUUGUGGCGAGUAUGUUGGGAGAGGCGACGCGGAAGAAGAGUGAUGAAGAGAAGCGGGAGAUUCUGGUGUGGAAGGUGCUGCAUGUGGUGUUUUCUGUGUUGAUUGGGGUGUAUUUGUUGGUGUUAAUUGGUUCGUCGGUGGCGACGUUUGGGAGUCAGCCGCCGCCGCCGGCGACGGCGAGGAAUCCGUUCUUGUUCUUUACGACGGGGGAGGUGGUGCUUACUGGGGCGAGGAUUAUGAUGAAGAGGGGGGGAGGGGGUUUAGGGUUGUGGGUGCAGUUGGUUAGAGAUAUUGCGAGGGAUGGGAGUAUUGUGUUGUUUUUGUUUGGGAUGGCGAAUUGGUGGCAUCGGGAGUGGACGGCUAAUUAG